CGCCAUGGCGGCGCCGGGCGCCUACCGCUGCAUCGAGUGCAACGGGGAGGCGGCGGAGCUGUAUCGGGACUACCGGCGCGGGGUGCUCCGCAUCUCCAUCUGCUAGUACCUGAAAAUACUGACACAUCAUGGAGAGAAACCAACCAACAACCCAAUAUUUGUUCCAUAUGAAAUCCUGCCAGAAACCUGUGGACAAAUAUAUCGAAUAUGAUCCUGUUAUCAUCUUGAUUAAUGCUGUUUUAUGUAAAGCACAAGCAUACAGGCACAUUCUUUUCAAUACAAAGAUAAAUAUUCAUGGAAAGCUCUGCAUAUUUUGUUUGCUCUGUGAAGCUUAUAUCAGGUGGUUGCAGCUACAGGAUUCAAGCCAAAACACAGAUCCUGAUGACUUAAUCAGAUAUGCCAAAGAAUGGGAUUUUUAUAGAAUGUUUUGCAUAGCUUCUUUAGAACAAACUUCAUUUUUCAUUGGCAUUUUUAUUACCUUAUGGUGGAUGACACCUGAAAUGCUGAAAAGAAAGUCUGACUUCAUUUUACUCCUCAAAGCACUGCUGUUGUCCACCUAUGGAAAGCUUUUGCUAAUCCCAGCUGUUAUUUGGGAACAUGACUACACACCUUUGUGCCUUGCAUUUAUAAAAGUGUUUGUCUUGAUAUCAAACUCUCAAGCAAUUAGAGUUACAUUGAACUUGAACCGAAUACUCCCUUGGUUUGCCAUCUUCUUUGGAUUAAUUUUGGAAAAUGGUGUGGUCUGCUUGUUUCAGAAAAUGGGAUGGGAUGUUUGAAAUGUCAGCCCAGAUAUGAAGACAUACCAACAACAUGAUGGUCGUUUUCUAAGAAUGAUUUCUGCCAGCAGGCUCCAAAGACACUAUUUUCAUAAUGAUAAAAAAAGUGAUAGAUAACAAAAACUUGCAUUAGUUGUGCAUUUAGACAGUUUCAGGAUGAGAAACUUCAGAAGUUUGGCUCUUUAUUUUGAUGAGCCAUAAAACUUCUGCCUUAGCUUGUUUAUUUUCUCAUUAAAAAUAGGAAUGUGUCACCAUCCUAAUAGUUUUAUAAAUCUGCCUACAUACCUAUGGCUGUAAGAAAACAGGUAAACUUAAAAAACCUAGCACUUCUACCAAUCAUUUUGGCAUGAAGAGGAGGAUGAAUUGUUCCCUUUAGAGGAAGAGAAGCAGUGGAAAAAAUGUAAAAGCUAAAAUUUAUAUUUCCACAAAACCAGAUUUUCAAAGAAACAAGUGAACAUGUGCAAAUAGUUUAUUAGAGAAAAGGCAAGUAUUGCACAGUAAAACUUCAGCGGGAAAACCAAGGAACAUUCUCUGGAAUGUUUAUGCAACACUCCAAAAUAAUAAAAUAUCUAGUUCUAAAGUAAUCUCUCGGAACUAUAGUUCUAACUGGCUUAAAAUUUUAUGUGAUCUCAUAAAUGCUGCUCCUUUGUUUUGAAAGCUGAAAAGAGAGUGAAAGGACUCUGACCCCCAAAGUACAUGGUUGUUCGGGAUACCGCUACUUCUGCAUUUAAUAUUGUCACAUCCCCCACACCCAGCCCUCAUCUGGCAGCAACUUUAGCAGAAGCAAAGAGUGAAAUAUGAGGCUGUUCAGCAACAAAGUAGUACUUUAAAAAACCAAACAAAUGAACAAACAUGUUUAGACCUAAAUUAGGGAAGAAACAUUCAUAAAAGUUCUGCACCUUUUUCGUCAGCAAGCAAAGAGAGGGCUAGAUGGCCCAUAAAGGAACUGGCAGAAUCAGUUUCCACAGGACAGUAAUUAGGACACAAACCCACUCCUUUUGUGCAAAGCAGUUUGCAUUACAUUCCAUCCAAUGUUUAAUUCUCCUGCUUCAGUUCGGAGAGGCUGCACUAUCCAUAGAUAUUACUUCCAUUCUUAAUUUUCUUCAGAUACUGUCUCCUUUCUCUGUU
Molecule: messenger RNA, 1904 nt
Organism: Empidonax traillii (willow flycatcher)
Lineage: Eukaryota; Metazoa; Chordata; Aves; Passeriformes; Tyrannidae
Gene: ARV1
Product: ARV1 homolog, fatty acid homeostasis modulator
Exons: 6
Coding region: 129-776 (215 amino acids)
Biological process (GO): sphingolipid metabolic process; intracellular sterol transport; sterol metabolic process
Cellular component (GO): cortical endoplasmic reticulum; Golgi apparatus
Source: RefSeq, a predicted model, not a curated record